This is a messenger RNA of Baudoinia panamericana UAMH 10762, 567 nucleotides long. RefSeq lists its product as uncharacterized. Gene Ontology annotation, molecular function: acyltransferase activity, transferring groups other than amino-acyl groups. The transcript has a single exon. The record is from RefSeq and is a predicted model, not a curated record. Lineage: Eukaryota; Fungi; Ascomycota; Dothideomycetes; Mycosphaerellales; Teratosphaeriaceae. The annotation marks the transcript as partial.
CCCGAAGAUGUUACCUCCCUAUCGACACUCGUUGCCCGCUCGUUCCAUCCCGUUAACCCGUAUAUUCGAAAGUGCUUCCCGGACACACCAGCAAUGCGGCGCUGGUGGCGCGGCAACUUUAACGAACAGAUCGCGAGGCCAACUUGUCACGUCCUAAUUGCGAAGGACCGCAUGAGUGGGGAGUCACUUGGUGUUCUGUGCCUACGGCUUAUGAACCCUUUUGAUCCGGAACCUGGCAUCUUCACCGUGGACAACCUCACCCCAGAUCACGAUGUGGAGGCAUAUAGACCAAUGAUCGAGAGCAUGUCUCACUACAACAAGCGGCUUAUGCAUGGUAAAGUUCAUUUCAUGGUUGAGCUUUUCGGAGUCGACUAUGCGUACAAAGGCCGCCACAUUGGCACGAGGUUGUUCCAGCAGGCUUGUGCAAUCAGUGACGCUGCUGGUUACGAAACAUUUGUUCAAGCCAACGCAAAUGCCCGAUCAUUCUAUCUCAAGCAAGGAUUCGAGGUUAAGGAUAUGACUGUAAUGCCUGGGAAGGAUGAGUACGAGGAGUACUUCCUCGUCCGG